GCCACAAUGCCGUGGAAAAACUCAAAAGGCGGGCGUAUCGGCUGUACAAGCCUGGAUGCACGCACGCGCACUAAUAUCACUGUGGGGGUUUAAGAACAACACUGACGCCAUGCAGUAAAGUGAGCAUUCAUUUGUCUUUGUCAUUCAAAUCUUCUCGAGUCAUGAACUUUGAUGGGCAUGGGGAUAUAAAGGGUCGAUGGCAGGAAUAGAACUCUUCUUUCAGUACGAUCAGCUUGAAGUACACAAACAUGACUGACAACAGAUCCUCCUCUUCCAUUGAGAUCCGUCUUGAAGAUGGUGAUCAGGCUAUUCAAUUGACCACAUUGAAAGGAAGUGUAGAAACAGCCAUUCAGGACAAGAAUGCAAAUACAACAGAGGAGAGAAGCGAUGAUGAAAGUAGACCGGCAUCGAUAAACGAAGGUCCGUCCAUUCAAACACCAGCCCUUUCGAGUCGUGUGCCAUCAUUGCACGGCUCUGAAUCAAUCUUGAACGCAUAUGCUGAACCUACAAGUUCUGGCACACCAAGCUUUGUAACCCAGCUUCCACCCGUUGACAAAGGCAGACAAGCAUGGACGUUCUUAGCAGUUGCAACGUUGCUAGAAUGUUUGAUUUGGGGUAUGGGUAACUCGUAUGGUGCUUUUCAAGAUUAUCACUUGUACAACAAGCAAUCACCACUUUAUGGUUCUUCUUCUGCUGCAACUGCCGCUGCUGGUACUUUGAUCACUGCAGGUCAAUAUUUCGCCCCAUUUUUGUUCUUGGGCAUUCUCAACGCAUUUCCACAUCGUAUCAAACUGUUUCAAGCUAUAACUCUCUCAGCUUCUGCGAUCGGAUUAGUGGGAGCAAGUUUUCAUCCGAAUGUAGCAAGUGUUACACUUUUACAAGGUUUCUUGUCUGGUUGGUCAGGAGGUGCAUUUUAUACACCUGCAAUGCUUUGGCUACCGCAAUGGUUUGAUCAAAAAAGAGGUUUUGCAACCGGAAUGAUUUUUGUCGGUUCAGGUAUUGGAGGUGUGGUUUGGCCUUUUGCUUUGAAUUAUUUGUUGGAAGGUGUUGGAUUUGAAUGGACAUUACGUGCUUUGGCUAUUUUGCAAUUGAUCUUGGGUGCAACGAUUGCGUUCUUUUUGCGACCUAGGCUGCCUGUCCAGCGACCGACAACACAAAAUGACCCUUCUUCCACCGCGGGAAGUCGUCACGAUGCAAGUCGUAGAAGGCGAAACAUUCUUCGAUCCGUCUUACCAUCCCACAACAAGAUCCUCCAUUCACCUUUGGGAAUCGCAAGUUUGGCAGCGCAAUUCAUGCAAAAUGCUGCAUUGAUGUCAGUUUCCUAUUAUAUUGCACCUUAUGCAUCUUCUUUAGGAUUACGUGGUACGAUUCCAACUGCUCUUUUGGCAACUUUUAAUGCUGCUGCUGCCAUUUCGUAUUGCAUCAUUGGUAUCUUGUGUGAUACAUUACCGCAUAUCGUUUUGGUUUUGCUCUUAUCGGCUACGGGGUCUUUGUUAGUUGGUUUGUUACUAGGAUUUGCAAAGACGUUGGGACCUUUGAUUGCAUUUGCGAUCUUAUUUGGCUUAUUCAACGGUGGUUUCUCAACAACAAUGUCGCCUAUGGCACGCGAGAUGGCAAAAGCCGGAGAAACGGAACAUUCUGCCGUAUUUCUCGAGUUAAUGUCCUGGCGAGGAUUGGGAGGUGUGGCCGGUCCCCUGAUCAGUUCAGUAUUAUACAAAAGUCACAUUUCCGCCGCACAAUCCCAAAACGAUUCUGGUCAAAUUUGGGGUGAUAAUGCAGCUUAUGGAAGUCAUGGUUUGGGACCUGUGAUUUUGUUUUCUACGGCUCUUUCUGCUGUGGUUGCAUUCACUGCUCUUGGAAUGAUCCCUUUGCGGAAAGCAGUACUUAAACCUAGGCAGCCAAUGCCUUCUUCUUAAAAUUUUCUGUCUUGCUUGUAUAUUACCAAUCGUAUGGAAAUUUAUUCUCAAUGCGUCAUUGUGUCUGUAUAAUGAAAGGUACCUUAUUAUAAUG
This is a messenger RNA of Meira miltonrushii, 2010 nucleotides long. RefSeq names its product MFS general substrate transporter. Bases 249 to 1916 code for a protein of 555 amino acids. Gene Ontology annotation, cellular component: fungal-type vacuole membrane. Gene Ontology annotation, molecular function: transmembrane transporter activity. The transcript has a single exon. NCBI's taxonomy places the organism in Eukaryota, Fungi, Basidiomycota, Exobasidiomycetes, Exobasidiales, Brachybasidiaceae. The record is from RefSeq and is a predicted model, not a curated record. Gene Ontology annotation, biological process: transmembrane transport.